AGCUAAUCGAACACAAACGCACGAAUACAGACACGCUCUCCUGCUAUACCCAAGGCGCGCCUGGCACGGAGACCCUGCUCCAAGUGUGCACACGGACGGACGGACACACACACACGCACACACACACGCCAGCCUGCGGGUUGACCAGACCCUUGAAGUCGCAGAUUCCAAGACGAAAUCUCCAGAGCGUUGGAAUAAGUGCUGUUCCUCCACUCCACCCUACACUAAUUACUACUUCCCCAGGCACUUUGGUGAAGAAAUGAAUCCCGCCCAGGUCGCCUGUACAUCCAGAUCUCGGUUCUAUUUUGGUCUCCAGACUCAUCUUCCUGAAAACCAGAUCAAGGGAGAAAGCGAGCCGGCGGCUGGCUUUGGACUCUAAGCGGUGCGCAGCUGGCACCCGGGCCAGUCGAACCGGAACCCGCGAGCGAAGGGCUCCUGGUCCUGCCAGUCUCCACCAAAUCGCAGCCAGGAGUGGCAAGUGAAGCUAAAUCAGAGGCAGGUUUAAAUGUUUAUUUGACUACUUGACUACUGGCACAAAAUGAAUAACUCAACAAACUCCUCUAAUAAUGGCUUGGCUAUUACCAGUCCAUAUAAGACAUUUGAAGUGGUAUUUAUUGUCCUUGUGGCUGGAUCCCUCAGUUUGGUGACCAUUAUUGGGAACAUCCUGGUCAUGGUUUCCAUUAAAGUCAACCGCCACCUCCAGACAGUCAACAACUACUUCUUGUUCAGCCUGGCCUGUGCUGACCUCAUCAUUGGUGUUUUCUCCAUGAACUUGUACACCCUCUACACUGUGAUAGGUUACUGGCCUUUGGGACCUGUGGUAUGUGACCUUUGGCUAGCCUUGGACUAUGUGGUCAGCAAUGCCUCUGUUAUGAAUCUGCUCAUCAUCAGCUUUGACAGGUACUUCUGUGUCACAAAACCUCUGACCUACCCUGUUAAGCGGACCACGAAAAUGGCAGGCAUGAUGAUUGCAGCUGCCUGGGUCCUCUCCUUUAUUCUCUGGGCUCCAGCCAUUCUUUUCUGGCAGUUCAUAGUAGGGGUGAGAACUGUGGAGGAUGGGGAAUGCUACAUUCAAUUUUUUUCCAAUGCUGCUGUCACCUUUGGUACUGCAAUUGCAGCCUUCUAUCUGCCUGUGAUCAUCAUGACUGUGCUGUACUGGCAUAUAUCCCGAGCCAGCAAGAGCAGGAUAAAGAAGGAAAAAAAGGAGCCUGUGGCCAACCAAGAGCCAGUGUCACCAAGUCUGGUGCAAGGAAGAAUAGUGAAGCCCAACAACAACAAUAUGCCUACCAAUGACGGCGGCCUGGAACACAACAAAAUCCAGAAUGGCAAGACUCCAAGGGAUGCUGUGACAGAAAACUGUGUCCAGGGUGAAGAGAAAGAGAGCUCCAAUGAUUCCACCUCAGUCAGUGCUGUUGCCUCCAAUAUGAGAGAUGAUGAAAUCACCCAGGAUGAAAACACAGUUUCUACUUCCCUGGGUCAUUCAAAAGAUGAGAACUCUAAGCAGACAUGCAUCAAAAUUGUCACCAAGACCCCAAAAGGUGACUCAUGCACCCCAACAAAUACCACCGUGGAGCUAGUAGGGUCAUCAGGUCAGAAUGGAGAUGAAAAACAGAACAUUGUAGCCCGCAAGAUUGUGAAGAUGACCAAGCAGCCUGCAAAAAAGAAGCCUCCUCCUUCUCGGGAAAAAAAAGUAACCAGGACAAUCCUGGCUAUUCUGUUGGCUUUCAUCAUCACCUGGGCCCCAUACAAUGUCAUGGUGCUCAUCAACACCUUCUGUGCACCCUGCAUCCCUAACACAGUGUGGACAAUUGGUUACUGGCUCUGCUACAUCAACAGCACCAUCAACCCUGCCUGCUAUGCACUAUGUAAUGCCACCUUCAAGAAGACCUUUAAACACCUUCUCAUGUGUCAUUACAAGAACAUAGGUGCUACAAGGUAAAGCAUCUUUGAAAAGAAGGGAGGUGGUCCAGUGGAGCUUGGGAAGAAUAAAAAGGAUAAAAGAGCUACUAGUUUUAAAAUCUCUGCCACUGCACUUUACAGUUUUACUAUGGAAUGUGCAAUUAAGGAGCUCAACCAUGACAUCUUAGUAUGUCCAUGCUCCAGUUUGAACAAACUUGCACCUUAUAAAUGCUGUCAGCUUAGAAGCAAUGAGACAAUGACAUAGACCUGUCUGAAUUGUGAAUUUAAGGAACAAUCAAUGCUGUCUUAAACUGUUGAAGAAGGGCUUCUGAAUCUACAAUUUUAUCAGUUUCUGCACAAGAAGAAUAACUUGUUCCUUUAUUGUUUCUUUUUAUUUUCUCAUGUGUCUGUAUGAGGAUGAAAUGCCAUAGCUACAAGCUAACAUGGAGACUUAAACAUAAUGGAAUAAACACUAUACAAUGGGAAAAUGAAGGAAAAAAAUCAAAAAGGAUAUAGAAAAUGUCUCCAGAGCAUUAAAUUGGGUUCUAUUCUUGGUAUGAUCUUAUUCAGAGGAUUGUAAUGUAAUCAAUGCUUAUUUUUUGCCUUUCCCUUUUCUUAUCAUGAUAACCAAGUAAUCAACAAAAAAAAAACCAACUAGGUUACACUACUAUUAUUUUUCUAGUUAAGGCAUUCGUUUUUGUACUUCCCUGUUUUAUAUUGUAAAUGGGUGAUACCUAUAGGACUUUCACUAAAUCCAGCCAGAGACAGCCAUGAAAAUAGGCAUUUCACC
This is a messenger RNA of Castor canadensis (American beaver), 2689 nucleotides long. RefSeq names its product cholinergic receptor muscarinic 2 (gene Chrm2). Gene Ontology annotation, molecular function: G protein-coupled acetylcholine receptor activity; G protein-coupled serotonin receptor activity. Gene Ontology annotation, biological process: regulation of smooth muscle contraction; chemical synaptic transmission; G protein-coupled receptor signaling pathway, coupled to cyclic nucleotide second messenger. Gene Ontology annotation, cellular component: dendrite; plasma membrane; synapse. Lineage: Eukaryota; Metazoa; Chordata; Mammalia; Rodentia; Castoridae. The record is from RefSeq and is a predicted model, not a curated record.